Molecule: messenger RNA, 5426 nt
Organism: Bombus pyrosoma
Lineage: Eukaryota; Metazoa; Arthropoda; Insecta; Hymenoptera; Apidae
Exons: 7
Coding region: 1051-1851 (266 amino acids)
Source: RefSeq, a predicted model, not a curated record
ACACGAGCCGGUUUGUCAAUAUCGGCGCGUUACGCUGCUUGCGGCAGGCACAGACGCGAAACAUCAUCGAGAGAAGCACGUGUGGAAUAUAAUCUGCCCGGAGGAACGCAAUCGAUGGCCAACGUGUAGCUACGUGCGGGCUCCGAUUCGAUGGUUUCGCGAUGAUUUCUUAUCGUUGCACGUUCGAGAUACACGCACGUUCGUAGCACGUUUUCACAAUCAGUGGCAUUGAGAAUGGCCUGGCAGCAGUAUGUAACAAUUAUAUCGUUGCUGGAUCGAAGGAAAACGUGUCCUCGAAAUGUGGAAAUUUAGUCGAACACCGGACGACAAGUUUUCUCCCAUCAGCUACUUUCUACGAUCUCGCCGACGCAAUUUAAUUUAAAAUUGUUACGGUUAACGUUAAACUUAUUUCAAGAAACGAUAGAAAGUGAAAGAUAGAGAGACAUUUGGUGAGAAACGUCGUCUCUCCAUGUGUUUAACGUAUCGUCGAUCUAGCAGUGCGGAGGAGACGAAAGAAAAUGGAAGAUUUUUAAUUUCUGUCAAACUUAUACGCGUGUGCCUAUUUUCUGAUUCGGCGUGAAAGAUUUCGCUACGAUGGAGUUGCGAGAACUAUCCUACUCUGGGUGAAUAAAAUCAGUGGAAGAAAUUUCGUUGUUCGCUACGUGGAAACGGAAGAUCAAAUUUCAGUGGAAAAAUCGAUUUGGAGAGUACUUGAAGAGAUUUGCGAAGCUGGAGAACCAACGAGAACCAACCUCCUCGUCCACGUGAAAAACUCCGUUCUACGUCUCUGACAAGCCUGCAAAGUCUCCAGCGACACUGGUUGCGAGCAAGAAGCACGAGUAGAGUAGAAAGAAAGGAGGAUUCGGGUGUAGAAGUGCGCGUGUCCAGGGGCGGCGUCGCCACUCGCGUCGGUUGCGACGGGGCGCAGCGGCGACGCCGGGACGCGGUAGUCGCGACGCGGACGCGACCCAGUGCUCGUGUUCACCGGCGACGUGCUGCGCGGAGGAUCGGUGCCGGGGAAGAUGAGCCUGGAGCGCCGGGAAGCGAAUUAUGAUACACGUGUCGUCGGAGAACACUCAACGAUACGAUCGUGUGAAGCGCAAGGGCGCAGUGUUUUUGUCCAACAUUUUUAAAUCGAAAAAGCUGACGUUAGGUAUGAAGAUCAACGAGGACGAAGAGAUGGAACGUGCCCCGAAAGUCGAGACACCUGCGAUCAUAACGAACGCCUGCAGGCGCAGCGGCAGCGAAAACGACAACCAGGUAUCGAGGAUUCCGUCGACCUUGAGCGUGGCAGCCGUCGAUGUGGUCGUUGCCUGUCAGCCGUCACCGUCGCAUUCCAUUCUAACCUUGACACCUGGUAGAACACGAAACAUCGAUCAGGAUAUGGAGGCGCUUAGGCUAAGUCGACAGGAUAAUCCUUUCCUACAGGUAUUGGCGAGUCGCGAGAGUCUGGUCGAGUCUUUGGAAGAGUCCGAGUCCGAUGAUGCCAUUCUGAUGUCUCAGGAACUGGGCGACACCGAUCCAUUAACCUUAGCCCAAGUGCACGAGCACCUGGUACGAAGUCCACCGCCCGCAUCGUGGCCUCACACCACGACUUUCCAUUUUCCUCAUCAAAAUCAGAGUUCGUCGGGGAAGAACGACGUGCUGGCUCAUUACAAAAGCCCGUCGAAGGCGACUUCGUGCCGUGGCAACGAUCACGAGCUGUCCAGAAGCGAACCAUCCACGGAUAUCAGAGAUCGCCACUCACACACAUUUUCGUUGUUGCACCCAACGCCGAUUCGUUCAUUGUCGGACGUUCGACGGCUUCACAGAUCAGCGGACGACAGUGUGCAAUUGAUGUCGAGCGAAUAAAACGCUAAUGCAUUCCGGUCCGCGACCGGAUCGAGAUGACUUCUCGCAUUCAGAACACGAACCGUGCUUUGUCGGUGCUAAAACGUCUGCUGAAAGUUCCCGGAUUGUUUCGGAGGAGCGUGUCCACAAGGAAAGGGCACUCGGAAGCUCCUUGACGAGUUCACGCAUGAUCGAGGUUCGACGAAACGAUUCUCGAGUCGCGAGUCUCGAGAUGUCAACGAUUCUUCGAUUCUGUUGAAAGAAUCGUAUCGAAGUUGACUCACAGGUUCGUUUGAUAACGGAAGCGAAAGUUUCAAGUUUAACGUCAGUUUGGUGCGGAAAGAAUUUCGAACGUUCUGUACUUCGUGAUCUGUGUUUACGGAGAAUGUACCAAUUGAUAAAGAUUUGUAGGUUGUCUCGUUAUGUCACAGGUUAGGUAUGCUCUGUUUCGGAUGAAUUGAAAAGUGUCCCUAUUACGCAAUCGAAACAUCACGGUGAGAAUCGAAAUCACACACACACACAGAGAGAGAGAGAAAGAGAAAGAAAAUAUUAUUGAAAUUCUUUUAUUCGUUUUGAUAUGUUGAAUAAGACCAGAGCUCAAAGUAAAAUGUAUGUGACAAACGCACGCGCGCAUUUGAUAAGUUAUCAAUGCAGCAUAAUUUUAAAUCCUUGCACGCAAUGUGCUCGUAUUUAACGACAAAAGAUUUAGCUACAUGAUCUAAUGUCAAAGAAAGCGAUAUCUAUUUUCGUUCUACGUAAAAGUUUAAAAUCUAAAUCUAAUUUUAGACUCUGAAAGAUAUUCUCCAAGAUAAAAAUUAUGUAAAAAUAUUUAUUCGAAUUAUCAAUUCCUCGACGACCCUAACGUAUCGCUUUUUUCUGCAAGUUUGCUCGCAUAUUCCAAGAAAUUAGAUGAGUUCGACUCAUUGCUGUGAAGUGAAAUUUGAUUACACUCGCUCACUGAUGUAGGCGGAAUUAAGCUAUUACUUAUUAAAGUAGUACAAAGUAGUGUUAUUACUAAAAAUCAGGGAAUUUAGAUGCUGCCAAAAUUUAGAGAUAUUUUUAUCCAAUAUGCAAAAUUAUACAUGUUUUUAAGUAUCAAUUUGUAAGACGAUAUAUUUAUAUUUAUAAAUUACGAGAAAAAGCUUCUAAAUUUGUACACUGUCGUUUUCCCCAAAUAAUUUAUUUUUAGCGUUAUAAUGUAUUUGCAAGUCGAUGAGUGAGUGUAAUUCAGAAAAUUUUUCUGGAAACCGGUCUUUGUUUCAAUUAUAAAUUAGUCUGAUAUAUUUACCGACUGAGCCUAGCGUAUUUGAACUAGCGCGCAAUUCAAUAAUCAAUCAUAACGUAACGACAUAAAUAGAGAGGCCUAUGUUUGAUCAAAGACAAUUAUCUUUAUUAUCAUUCGAAUUGAGAAAUUGUAACGAUGUUUCUGAUUUCUUCCGUGCGCGUGUUUCAAACCAAUUCGUACUUACAUAUUAAUACGUAUGCUUGUUUGUAAUUAGUUUCAAUCACGCAGCCAUGAGAAACAGGAAUAAAGUGGCGUUUUAAUUGUUGCAAUAAAUGCAAUACAGGUCACAAUUAGUUAAUUUAAAUGGUAGUAUAAAAUAUUAUGCUUGUAUCUUCUGUCAACAAUAUUAUUUAUUUUUCACUUAAAAAUUUUACAAAAAAAAAUAGCAGUGAGAUAUCAGCAUUUACUGUGGAUAAACGUAUAAUAUUUACAAUAUCAUAUAUAAUUUAAGAAGACGUUGAUUGUUCGAAUUUUUUGUAAUCAAAUUUGCAAAUAGCAUAUUUCUAUUUAAAAUAUUAUUUCGCAUGAUCAUCAAAGAAUCAUCAAAGAUUUUUAAUUCAAAAGAUUCAUUAGAUUUAAAAGAUUCAUUAAGAAAGAUCAAUAUAUUGUUAUUAUGUAUCAUGAAUAACUUCUUUUAUGAUUGCUUUAAUUGCAUCGAGACGAGUUAUCGAGCUUACAUUGUUGAUGUUAUUGUUAAUUAGUCUAUAUUUAUUCUGCACAAAUUAUUUUUUAUCAAUAGGACAUAUACAUAUUUUCGACGUUAUCAUAGGAUAAAAAAGAUAGCAUGUAAACCAUGCUUCUUUUAGCAUAUAUUUAUUAACAUAUAACAUGAAAAAGGUUUGCAGGUAAAAAGUUAUUUGUAGCGCUGACGAUGCGCCAAAAGUAUAGGCCUGAUCAUGAAUAAUAAACUAACACGUAAUCAUAGCUUAAGAAUCUUUUUUUACGUAAAUAAAAAUGGAAGAAAUGUUGUCGAUAUUUCAAAUGAUUAAUGUGUAUCGUCUGAAGAUGAUACACUUUUAAAGUCGAAAAUAUUUUUUUAACGUUGCGAUAUCAUUUCACAUAAGCACAAUACUGACAAGUAGUAGAUAUAUAUGUACUUGUUAAAACUACUUUCGGCUUUCAACGCACAUAACCUGUACCUUUUUCACAUAUUGUUUUAAAGUUAUAACAACAGUUUAAGAAUUUCGACGAACAAUCCUAUUUUAUACAGUACACGAACAGUCUCAUAUUGAAGAUAAAAUAUGUUUCGCUCGAAUACUGGCGUAAAUCAAUUGUUUUAAAAAAUUGCAACUACGAUUACAGAUAGCCAGUAAACAAAUAAUCCUGCUACGUCUUUUGGGUCGUUUUCCACUUGAUCAAUUGUAUAUAAAAGAAAGGAAUAUCUUAAGUUUGAAGGAAGGGUGAAAAAAUUGUUGUUCUUUGUUUAUUGAAACAAGAACAAAAUUGGAAUAUAAUUCAAAGACUAUAGUAGAGUUAAAAGAUUAAGAUCAUAGUGAAUACAAUUUUAGCAGGGUUUAUACAAAACUUUCAGAACAGUAGCAUAUAAGCAAAAGGAAAGGAUCUAGAAAAUUAUUGCGAUUAUUAUUGUAACUAUAGUGUCCAAUUGACUUGGCCAUUGAGAAUUGAGAUUAUUUCUAUUAAUAUAUGCGAUAUUAGAUACACUAUACACGUGUAUUAGAGGCUCCAGACAAUUUCGUUUUCGUCCGGAUGUCAAACAGGUAAAAAUAUGAAAAACGAAAAAAAAAAAGAAACAGUAGAGAGACUUAUAUAAUAUAAUCUAGUCGAAUAUAACAUAUAUACCGAGGACUGUGCUGUCACUUUUAAGCGAAUAUUAAAUGAAUACUUGUUCGGGUAAUUAUUCGAGCGUUGAAUAAUCAAUGAUGGCGAGGUUAGGGCGCAAAUAUUAUUACUAAGUGAACUGAGGUUACUUUUAUCGGAAAGCGAUGUUGAAUGUUACAAUAGACCCUCGAUUUGACGGAUUUUUUAUUCGAAUUUAACUUGCAACUUUAUGAUCUUUUUAAUAUUUUCUAUAUUAAUUUAAAAUUUCUUCAAUUGUUAAAUAUUUAAUAACCGUUGCUCUAAUUAAUCCUUAAAAUCAAGGGUUUACUGUAUUUAUAUAAUGAAGCUUCACACACGGUUGCUUUGUUUUAUUUUUUAAUUUAAGAAGCACUGUUCGCAAAAAUGUUACAAAUUGUACUAUCGCAUCUUACAAUUAGUUCAAAACUAAGACAUGGAUUUAAUAAGACGAAUUGAAAAUAAAUUUCAAAUUACGCAAAAGAUAUUAAAUAUACGUUACUUGUUGAUAAAAAAA